AUUCUUAGUUCUCGCGCUGCCAAGACUACUCUUCACUCAUCCUCGAUCAUGACAUCACCGACUGUACAAAAUAACACCCCACAUUCGUUUACGAGCGAACAAGAAGACACGAGCGGCACGGAAGAUCAGCUUCUGCAGUCAAAUGAACCAUCUCCCACUGUUCAUGGCAAGAAUACCAGGAAGAAUGCCACCGAAAAAUCAAUACAGCGACGUGCUCACCGCAAGUCCCGUCAUGGUUGUAAAAUGUGCAAGAGACGGCGUAUAAAAUGCGACGAGACGAAGCCAGAAUGUGCAAAUUGCAGAAGUCGCCAGACUCGAUGUGAUUACCUGUCAGCUGUAACGCGUAGAAGCGACUCAAGUAACACUGAUGCCAGUAUUGCGAGGGCCACCUUUGAACUUACUGUGCCUGACCUGGAGCUGAUGUAUCACUGGACUACGUCUACCUGCUUUACACUUGCGGCGGGAAAUAUGGGGGCCGUUCAUUGGAAGCAAGACGUGACUGAGAUAGGCUUCGCAAACAUAUACGUGUUACGGCUCAUCCUAGCUUUCACUUCUCUUCAUCUAGCUCAUAUGCGCCCAACACCGCUAAAAGAAGAUUAUAUGUCACGUGCGCGCGAACAUUAUACCGCAGCUUUAACCGUCUUGACAGCUGAAAUGACACAUAUCAACUACACUAAUUGCGAUGCUGUCUUAGUCGCUGUUCAGCUUAUAACAUUCAUCACUUGGGCACAAGGACCACAGCCGGGGGACUUUCUUGCGUUUGGUCAUACAGGACGCUCAGAGUGGCUUAAAAUGUUUCGCGGCAUUAAAACUACUAUCGAGACAUUGGGGCCUGAAGCGUUCACGCGUACCCAUGCAGCAGCCCUUCGCUCGAAAGGCAAACCGGUCCCACCUGUCCAUCCGCCGAUGGAAUAUGAAGUCCCGCUGGACAACCUUCGCGAAUGUUCUCUUCGAAUGUUACAACCGCCGUCAUGGAGGUAACAAC
Messenger RNA from Periconia digitata, 985 nucleotides. Lineage: Eukaryota; Fungi; Ascomycota; Dothideomycetes; Pleosporales; Periconiaceae. The record is from the annotation of a GenBank genome assembly.